GGACGCGUCCAAUCGCUUCGUUUUACCACCCAUCUACCAUUUCACGGAGUGUCUUGACCGGCACAGGACGCAAAUCGUUCUGGAAGAUAAAAUUCACUCAUCACCGAAGUAAUCCAGAAACAUCGACGACGGUGUUGUCUCAGCCUUCGUCAAUGAGCGGCUUCAGGGACGCCAUGCCAGUCUAGCGCAUCCCAGCAGGGGAGUGCGCAGCGCUUGCAUAAUUGAAUGAACUGAAAAGACUAUAAUCGCAACUCAGGAUGUACUUGUACAAUUUGACCCUCCAGCGUGCCACAGGCAUUACCCAUGCAGUCCAUGGAAACUUCUCCGGGAGUAAAAUGCAGGAGAUUCUGGUCUCCAGGGGAAAAUCCUUGGAGCUCCUGCGCCCGGAUCCGACCACCGGCAAAGUCCACACAGUCCUCACCGUCGAGGUAUUUGGGAUAAUUCGAUCGUUGAUGGCAUUUCGUUUGACUGGGGGUACCAAAGAUUACAUUGUAGUUGGCUCGGACUCUGGGCGAAUCGUCAUCCUCGAGUACAUCCCAGCGAAAAAUAUAUUCGAGAAGGUGCACCAGGAGACUUUUGGUAAGAGUGGCUGCAGGAGAAUUGUUCCUGGGCAAUACCUUGCCAUCGACCCCAAGGGACGUGCUGUUAUGAUAGGUGCCAUUGAGAAGCAGAAACUCGUGUACAUUCUGAACAGAGACCCAGAGGCUCGUCUGACUAUUUCAUCACCCCUGGAAGCCCACAAGAGCAACACCCUGGUCUAUCACACCGUGGGUGUUGACGUUGGCUUUGAAAAUCCGAUGUUUGCAUGUCUGGAAAUAGAUUACGAGGAGGCAGACAGUGAUCCAACUGGUGACGCUGCAGUGAAAACGCAGCAGACUUUGACACUCUACGAGCUUGACCUCGGGUUGAACCACGUUGUGAGGAAGUACAGUGAACCCCUGGAGGAGCACGCAAACUUCCUCGUGUCGGUGCCUGGAGGAAAUGACGGCCCUAGUGGAGUUCUCAUCUGCUCCGAGAACUACCUCACCUACAAGAAUUUGGGUGACCAGCACGAUAUUCGUUGCCCCAUCCCAAGGAGGAGAAACGACCUGGACGAUCCAGAGAGAGGCAUGAUCUUCGUGUGCUCCGCCACACAUAAAACCAAGAGUAUGUUCUUCUUCCUGGCUCAGACAGAGCAGGGUGACAUCUUUAAAAUCACCCUGGAGACUGACGAGGACAUGGUCACUGAAAUUAAACUCAAGUACUUCGACACUGUACCUGUGGCCAACAGUAUGUGCGUUCUCAAGACUGGUUUUUUGUUCGUCGCUUCGGAAUUUGGAAAUCAUUAUUUGUACCAGAUUGCACAUCUUGGGGAUGACGAUGACGAGCCUGAAUUCAGCUCGGCCAUGCCUCUCGAGGAGGGAGACACUUUCUUUUUUGCCCCAAGACCACUCAGGAAUUUAGUACUUGUCGACGAGAUGGACAGCUUGUCUCCCAUUCUGGCUUGUCAGGUUGCAGAUUUGGCAAACGAGGACACUCCACAGCUAUAUAUAGCCUGUGGUAGAGGACCCAGAUCAACUCUCCGAGUGUUGAGACACGGACUGGAAGUAUCCGAAAUGGCUGUGAGUGAACUUCCCGGUAAUCCCAAUGCUGUGUGGACGGUGAAGAGAAGAGUUGACGAGGAGUAUGAUGCAUACAUCAUAGUGUCAUUCGUCAAUGCAACACUAGUGCUUAGCAUUGGUGAAACUGUUGAGGAAGUUACGGACUCUGGAUUUCUCGGCACAACGCCAACUCUUAGUUGCUCAGCACUCGGUGAAGAUGCCCUUGUGCAGGUUUACCCCGAUGGUAUCCGUCACAUUCGUGCCGACAAGCGUGUCAACGAGUGGAAAGCACCUGGUAAAAAAACGAUAGUUAAAUGCGCCGUGAAUCAGCGACAAGUUGUAAUCGCUCUGACGGGUGGAGAAUUGGUCUACUUUGAAAUGGAUCCGGCAGGACAUUUGAAUGAGUACACAGAGAGAAAAAAAAUGCCAUCCGAAGUGAUGUGCAUGGCUCUGGGGAAUGUGGCAAGUGGGGAACAGCGUUCCUGGUUUUUGGCUGUGGGUUUGCAAGAUAACACUGUGAGAAUAAUUUCACUGGAUCCGUCGGACUGCUUGGCACCAAGAAGUAUGCAAGCACUUCCAGCAGCCGCUGAGAGUCUCUGCAUUGUUGAAAUGGGAGCAGCCAAAGACGUGGGGAACUCCGACGAGGAAUCACCACAACAACAAACAAGCCUCUACUUAAAUAUUGGCCUCCAGAAUGGAGUACUUCUGAGAACAGUGCUCGAUCCAAUAUCAGGUGACUUGGCUGACACGAGAACAAGAUAUCUCGGCUCAAGACCAGUUAAACUAUUUCGCAUACGUAUGCAGGGUAAUCAAGCGGUGUUGGCGAUGAGCAGCAGGUCAUGGCUGAGUUAUUAUUAUCAGAAUCGUUUUCACUUGACUCCAUUAUCAUACGAGAGUCUUGAAUUUGCCUCUGGUUUUAGUUCAGAGCAGUGUCCCGAGGGCAUAGUUGCUAUAUCAACGAAUACGUUGAGAAUUUUAGCACUCGAAAAGUUAGGGGCUGUGUUCAAUCAAGUGAGCUUUCCACUUGAAUAUACACCGAGAAAGUUUGCCAUUCACAAUGAUUCGGCUCAUCUGGUUGUCCUUGAGACUGAGCACAAUGCUUAUACUGAGGAGACUAAGAAGCAGAGGCGCUUGCAAAUGGCUGAGGAGAUGCAGGAGGCUGCUGGGGCCGAGGAGGCAGCUGUCGCCAGGGAACUUGCCGAGGCUUUUCUCUCUGAAGAGCCCAACGAGGCCAUUUUUGGAGCACCGAGGGCUGGUCCUGGAUUAUGGGCUUCUCUCAUUAAAAUCAUGGCACCUACCACUGGGGACACCUUUGAGGUACAUCGAUUGGAGCAGAAUUAUGCUGCACUUUGCCUGGCUAUGGUUAAAUUCGCCAAUCAAGGGGAUCAAUUGUUCCUCAUUGUGGGGGUUGCUAAGGACUACCAGCUCAACCCCAGAAUUAGUAAUGGAGGAUUUUUGUACACAUACAAAGUCAAUCCUGAGGGCACAAGCAUUGAACUGCUUCACAAAACGCCAGUUGACGAAGUUCCAUUGGCGAUAUGCUCGUAUCAGGGUCGUGUACUCGUAGGAGUGGGUAGAAUGCUACGAUUGUACGAUAUGGGAAAAAAGAAACUUCUGCGUAAAUGUGAGAAUAAGCACAUACCAAAUGCUGUUGUAUCGAUAAAUGCUGUGGGACAGAGGAUUUACGUUAGUGAUGUACAGGAGUCCGUGUAUGCUGUCAGAUACAAACGACAAGAGAAUCAAUUAAUUGUAUUUGCCGAUGACACACAUCCAAGAUGGAUAACGACUACUUGUGUAUUGGAUUAUGAUACAGUGGCAACUGCUGAUAAAUUUGGUAAUAUUGCGGUUGUGAGGCUUGCCAGUGGCAUUAAUGAUGAUGUUGAUGAGGAUCCAACUGGGAAUAAGGCACUCUGGGAUCGUGGUCUUCUCAAUGGGGCUAGCCAGAAAGCUGAUACUGUUGCUUCUUUUCACAUUGGAGAGACAGUUAUGUCACUGCAGAAAGCUACACUAAUACCUGGUGGCUCGGAGAGUCUCGUUUACACCACCCUCAGUGGAACUGUUGGAGUACUUGUCCCAUUCACUAGCCACGAGGAUCACGAUUUCUUUCAGCAUCUCGAGAUGCACAUGAGAUCUGAGCAUCCACCUUUAUGUGGCAGGGAUCAUCUGUCCUUCAGAUCGUAUUAUUAUCCAGUAAAAAAUGUCAUCGAUGGUGAUCUCUGUGAGCAAUUCAAUUCCAUCGAACCAUCCAAGCAAAAAAGCAUCGCCGGGGAUCUCGAGAGAACGUCAUCCGAAGUUUCGAAAAAACUUGAGGACGUCAGAACACGAUAUGCAUUCUGAAAGGACAUCACUCAAUCUCAUAAAUUCUUAUUCUUUAAUUUCACUCAUUUGCUAUUAUGUUUAUGCAUGCGUCGUUUGAUAGACAAGACUGAAGUUUUUAUUUGGCAUUUCAUGGUUUACAACGCCGGAAAUUCAGACGACGUGUUCUCUGUUCCUCGUAUUUUUUCCAUCCCAUCCAUUAUUUUUUUUUGCGACUCGUUGCAUUGUAAAUAUUUGAGCGAAUGUGUUAUCGUCAGUGUUUGUAUUCCCCUCGGAUUUCGAGCAAUUGUAGCAUGCAUCCACGUUAUGCAGGUAGAUAUUGUAUAAAAUUAAAAUCCUUGACGUGCGCUGGGAGAAUAUUUAUUAUGAAUAGUAUUGUAACGAUUUAAGAAUAAUAAACAUGCAGUAACAACAGA
Molecule: messenger RNA, 4312 nt
Organism: Fopius arisanus
Lineage: Eukaryota; Metazoa; Arthropoda; Insecta; Hymenoptera; Braconidae
Gene: Sf3b3
Product: splicing factor 3b subunit 3
Exons: 8
Coding region: 258-3917 (1219 amino acids)
Biological process (GO): mRNA splicing, via spliceosome
Cellular component (GO): U2 snRNP; nucleus
Molecular function (GO): U2 snRNA binding; protein binding
Source: RefSeq, a predicted model, not a curated record